Molecule: messenger RNA, 5947 nt
Organism: Sitodiplosis mosellana (orange wheat blossom midge)
Lineage: Eukaryota; Metazoa; Arthropoda; Insecta; Diptera; Cecidomyiidae
Gene: cyst
Product: rho guanine nucleotide exchange factor 18
Exons: 27
Coding region: 1152-5414 (1420 amino acids)
Biological process (GO): regulation of Rho protein signal transduction
Molecular function (GO): guanyl-nucleotide exchange factor activity
Source: RefSeq, a predicted model, not a curated record
CACGUUAAAUUCGUACAAAUCUUCGAUUGGCCCAUCGAUUCACUUUAAACAUGCUAAUGGCCUGUUCUUGAAGAACACUUUUGAUUCGAUUCCUGAUUUGAUUACCAAUUUUUGCAAAACACACAGUGUGCAAUCAAUUGAAGAGCUUCACAGUUCGAACAAUAUCUCAACCGAUCCUCUGAAUAUAUCCAUCAAACCACCUCUGCAACUUGGUGAUGCAAGAGCAAGAAGGAAAAAAAAGAACGAGUGCGAAUUUGAAUUGAAUUGUGCGGCUACGGCAUUUUUCCAUCGAACAUCGUCAGAAAGAGUUUUUUUUUUUCGUUGUUGUUAUUGUUGUGGUGUUGGUGAAGUACAAUAUAUGUCUGUGUAUUUCUUGAAAAGAAGUUGAGGAAGAAGAAGAAAAACACACACAACAACAACAACAACAACAAGAACUACGAUGAGAGAAAAAGAGAAAGAGUGUUAUUAUUAUAUGCAGAACUAAAACAAAAUAAAGAGACUGAAACGAAGCACCGUCACCUCCACACGCAUACACAUAUACAUACACAGAGAGGUAGAUAGAGUGAAUCGUUCACGAAAAGCAUCCAAAUAAAAAGAUAGUAAGAGUUGAAUACACUUCAACCGAAAAUAUAAAAAAGAGAAGAAAAAAAUAAAAUAAACGACGUCGAAGAAAAAGAAGCGGCAGUGCUACAGCGACAUAUAUACAGCAAGGGGCAGCACACAAAACACAACACACAAUUGUAGCAAAAACACACAUAACACACAGAGAGAAGAACACACGACUGAAACGACCAAAUCGAACGAACGAACGAACCAACGUACGUACGAAACGACGAGGCAACACACCAACGGAACGAACCGAACCAAAAAAAUCCACAGACGACGACAGUGAUGCUGAUGAAAUUACCGAUUACUUGAACACAACCACCACCAGCGAAAAUAACAAGAACGAAGCGACAUCGUCGUCGCUAUUGUCGUCGUCAUCAUCAACAAUACUACAACAACCAAUCUAUUCGCAUUCGACAUUAAGUACGGAACGAGACUUGAACAACAGCAGCAGUAGCUGUAGCAGCAGCAGCACAAACUCAAUUCAUCAUAACAAUCACGUCGGGCUAAAGAAAACUUAUGCAGGUUUAACUUCAGCUACGAAAAUGCUUCCGCAUUCACAGAUACAUCAGGCGUCGCCGCCUCAACAGGAUCAACAACAACAGCAUAAUUACCACAUAAACAACAAUAUGGUGCCAAUAAUUAGCGUAACACCACACAGUCCUGGCACUAAAUUUAACAAUAUUUUAGAGGAUACAUUGAAUCAUCUGCAGAAUAUUCGCGAAAGUGUAGUUCAAAUGAAAAAUUCAACAUCGUCGUCACAUCAUAACCACCAUCAUCAUCAUCAUCAGUAUUAUAUGGCAUCAGGUCUAAUAAAUCCAGCGUUGAGUGCAUCACGUUUGUUUUCGUCGUGUCCAUCGCUACCGGAUUUGACGGCGGCUGGUAACAAUGGCAUUUGGCCAACGCAACAAACAAUCGGCUUAAACAAUGAUCGCCGUAAAUCAUGGACAGCCAUUGAAGAUUUAACGAUCGAAUGUGGAAAAAGCUCACAUAAAAGUGUUAGUCUAUCGAGUCUUGAUAGUGAAGAGCAGGAAUCGUUACGAGCUGAACGGCUACACAAUCGGAGCAGUCGAAAUAGUACCGGUGGCAUAUCAACACAUUCACUGAAUGAAGCCGAAUUAGCACGUGAUUUUGAACGUUUGAAUUUGAAGCGAAAUCUUGUGCCACAAAUACCAUGCAAUCGAAUGCCAUUGCAAAAAAGUAUAUCGACACCAUCGAUAGCGCCGGCUCGCAAUCAAAGCGCUAAAGAAGAGAAUACCGUGCCAACAUCCCGACACCUCUCGGACAGUGAAGAUGACAAUCUUCAAGAUGACCGUUCACUGCUCUGUGUACGCGAUAAAAUUGAGGUGUAUGCUGAUCAUCCGCAAAAGCCAACGAAACGGCCAUCGCUAUUCUUCCGCAAGAAGAAGAGUAGCAAAUCAAAAAGUAAGGGGCAAUCAACAAAUUGUGACGGCUGUGGUGCUGUAAUUAAUUUAGCCACUUAUAAGGACCACGCGUCGGAAUGCAAAGCCAAAUUGACUAAGAGCCAACAGAAUAGCAAAAGCUCCAGCAAAAAAACCUCAAAUAGCAGUCAUCACAAUUCGCAAAUUGAUGACCAAGGCCGUGAUUAUUAUGAUGGACAUUCGCACAAUAAUGAUCAUGCAAACUAUUCCGAUGAGUCACCGUUAAUUCCGAAUGAGUUUUUGCACGAGCCACACAUCACAGCUCAGGAUUUGGGUGGUGAACCAAUUUUGGGGCUUAUGAAUGAAAAUGAAAGUGAUCUAUGGAUUCAAUAUGUUCCUUCGCAAGUUAAGCGAGCAAUAAAGGAAAAACAACAAGUGGAACGGCAAGAGUGUAUCUACGAGUUUAUAAUGACGGAAAAGCAACACUGCCAAAAUUUAUUAUUGAUCCAAAAAGUGUUUGUCGAAAGUCUGGAACGGCAUUUCAAUUUGUUGAACAGAGACCGCCUUUUUCCACGUUUAACCGAUUUAACGGAACUUCAUACCGGAUUUCUAAAGAAGUUACGAAAUAAACAAAGGGAAAACUAUGUUGUUGAUAGCAUAGCCGAUAUAAUGGUUGAUUUCUUUUCGAAUCAAUCGGAGAAGCUGAUCAGCGCAUACGGCGAAUACUGUUCGAAUCAUAAUACCGCAUUGAAUACAAUCAAAAACUUUCAAACGGGUGAUCAACGAUUCUCCGAAUGGUAUAAAUAUAAAGAGUCGAAUCCGUUGCUCAAACGGAAAGGUUUAAAUGGGUUCACGUUGUCGGUGUCGCACCGUUUAACCAAAUAUCCCAUUUUGAUUGAUGCUCAAAUCAAGAAAAUCGGCAGCGAUGACGUUGAACGGGGCAAAUUGGAGGAGGCCAAGCGGCUGAUCAAAGAGAUUUUAGACGAUGUAAAUGCAUGCGUUGCUGAACGAAUGAAAGAGGAUCGACGAUUGGACAUUUUCAAACGAAUCGAUGCCAAAUCAACGAUCAUGUUCAAAAAUAAUAAAUUCCGCAAGUCUGAUAUCGUGGACGCGAGCCGCAAAUUGAAGUUCGAAGGGUUGGCAACAUUGGUAACGCCACGUAUCAAAUCACUGGAAACACCAGUUACGGUCGUUGUUCUAACCGAUUGUUUGCUCUUUUUGCAAGAGCAAAAUCAGAAGUAUACAUUUUUUGCACCCGACACCAAGGCCGGCGUUGUGUCGCUGCAAAAGUUGUUGAUUCGGGAAAAGGCGGGCGAGUCAAGAAGCAUUUACAUCAUAUCAACUGAUAUCAAUUAUCCGGAAAUGUACGAAUUGAAAGUACAACAACCAAAAGACAAAACCGAAUGGAUCAAAACGAUUCGAGCGGCCGUUCAGGAGUGCCCAUUUGAGGAAUCCGAACCGGAUGACCAUUCACGUGCUGAACAAAGGCAAAAGAAUUUGGAUGCAAAACACGCAAAUAUUAGGGAACUCAUCGAAAAAAUGCGUAUGAAGGACAUUGAGCAAGCGCUUUUGCUGGAGGAUAAGGUUCGACUACAUGCAAAUUAUCUGCUGGAAUCGGGCGCACGAAACAUUUCCGAACCGGAUUCAGCUGAAGCAUUUUUGACCAAUUGCGGAUCGUACAAAGACCUCGUGACCGAUAACUGUGAUAAUGUGGAAAUUUGCCGACGAAUAUUUCACACCAUACAAGAAACCAGCCAGUUGGCAUCGAAUUUGCACAAAGCGGCCACCGGCUACGAACUACCAUCGCGUUCAUUUAGUUCGGUCGGCGAACGGCACAGCGACCAAUAUCAGUCACCAAAGUUACCAACUCGUGCUGAAACAUUCGGUGGUUUUGAUGAACGUCGUCAGAAGCAGCAGCAACAACAGUUACACCAUCUACAUCACUAUCAUCCACCAGCACCACCACAACCAGCAGCAUCGGCAAAUCAACAGCCAUCAACAAAUCAAGCAGCAGCAUCGGCGGCACCACCGGAAAACUGGCAUGAUGCUAUUAUUUCUACCAUAAAUAACACGACAAUAAGUUUACACAAUCAGGAAAAACGAGACUCAUGUUCAUGGGGUGAGACUGACACAUCAAUUACAUCGUCGAAUUCAACUGCCACACGUAGCGUCAAUGCAAACGCCAACAAUAGCAACAGUUCGAUGCACAAGGAUAUCAACUAUGAGGCUCUGCAGGCGUCACAUAAUCUAUAUGGACUAUUGGCCAUAAUCAACCAACAGAUGACCACAAUUGCCAGCCUAAAUUCACAGUUGAAUGCACACCGUGAAAAUCCGAAGUCAAUGUAUCGACACAAUGAUCAAUUGGAGGAGUUGCGUAACUUACAGGAUCGUUUACAAGAUGAGAAAACGGAAUGGUUGAAGCGUCGCGAACAGGAGGAACGCGAUUUGGCCGAUCAAAAAAGUGAACUGGAAUCGUUGAAGACAAAAUUACGGGCCGAACAAAUUGAUAUCGGGCAACAGCGUGAUGAAUUACACAAGAAAAUGCAAAUCCUAUCGAACCAGGGCAUAUUGUCAUCGUCGAAUGUGGCAUUGUCACCCACCUCAAUCGUAUGUAGCAGCAGUGAUGAUGCUGGCCAUCAGUCACCGCACGCCAAUAUUGGAGCGAGCUGUAGCAAUUUAACGGUCGACGAUCACACCGAUAUGGGUGGAUCGAAUAGCCUGAGCGCCGAACAUCGGCGCAAGGACAAAUGGAGAUCAGCUAGCAUAUCGAAGACGCCUCCAGUACACUUGCACAGCGCAACCAACGCAUCCAAAGUCAACCAGUCACAUAUGAAACAACAGCUGCCCAUGAAAUUGUCAUCAAACUCAAGCACAAAAUCUGAAAAAUCCGUAUCAACUAAUUCACUUGCAUCACCUCCCAACAGCAGCUCUAACGGAGCUGGAUGUAUGGUUACACAACUCUUACCACUAAAAUUAGCCGAUAAAAAACAAGGCCAAGUGAUAACACCAAAUCAUUCAAGAACCGGCAGUAGCCCAGCCGUUAUACAACAGUUUAAUAUGACACCAUCUGGAAAUCCAGCAACACGAACAAAUACUUAUCCCAAAUUACCCGAUCGUUAUCGUCUUCGGAGCUCCGAUGGUUAUGAACCGAAACCCAAUCACACAGCAGAGCAUGAGCAACAGUCGAUUUACAAACGCAUCGGUCAAUCGUAUCACACAUCGCCAGCAUCUUCAACCGCAUCAUUAUCACCAAACUCAACAACAGCAUCUCAACAAAUUCAACGCAAUGUCAACGAUACACCAACAUCAUCCAUUGGCAACAACUACGCGCGGCAUAAACCACAGGAAACUGCCAACUCCAGCAAAAAUACACAAGACUUUCGUUCUUCGGUGCAAAAUCCAAAGGAAGAGGAGAUUUAUUUUUGACCCCAGCUUGAGGUGCAAAUUUAAGGCGGCAACAAAUCGAGAAACGUUAAUAUAAUAACAAGACAGUGAAACACGCAAAAUACAUAUUCCAGAAUAGUUAGUAGUGCUCUCAAAAAGAAAAAAGAAUAAAAAUAAACUAAAUAAAUAAAUACUUAGCAGAAUAGUCACUUUAGGAUUAUGAACAGUUUAUAAUGAAAGCCUCGUGACUGAUGACACCAGUCACACACUAAGUAUUUAUUAUUUCCUUUCCACUGAACUGUAUUCAUGGUGGUCAUACGACACGAACAGCAACAAAAAUUACUACAAGCAGAAAGAAAUUAAACUAUUUAGAUAAUACAAAAUGAAAUUAUUUAUUUUCUCUACCGUGUUUUCGUUAUCGUGAUUUUUGUUACAAAAUAUUCUCAAAUCAAAGUUGAAAUUCUUUUUGUAGUACCGAGCCGAUAGAAAUACAUGAAAAACAGACAAAAAAACUGUGCGGCGACUUCAAAUUGUUUCUAAGUGCUCAAUAUUAUAGAUGACAAAAAAAAAACAAA